This is a messenger RNA of Photinus pyralis (common eastern firefly), 2034 nucleotides long. It is a transcript of the gene nAChRa3, whose product is annotated as acetylcholine receptor subunit alpha-like. The record is from RefSeq and is a predicted model, not a curated record. NCBI's taxonomy places the organism in Eukaryota, Metazoa, Arthropoda, Insecta, Coleoptera, Lampyridae. Gene Ontology annotation, cellular component: neuron projection; synapse; postsynaptic membrane. The transcript has 13 exons. Bases 254 to 1918 code for a protein of 554 amino acids. Gene Ontology annotation, molecular function: transmembrane signaling receptor activity; acetylcholine-gated monoatomic cation-selective channel activity. Gene Ontology annotation, biological process: chemical synaptic transmission; signal transduction; monoatomic ion transmembrane transport.
UAGCGGGCGUCGCGGUGCUCAAGAUGUGUUCAGAUGCAUAGGUAGUAUUUUUCAUUCACGUGUUAUGGAAGCUAUCGCUUUUUUAUCGUGCAACUAAUUUUCGCUGGCGGCAUUACUUUUUUUUUAAAAUAUUCUGGUGUACACCCAUUUGACAUGAUUAAUGAACGUCUACUUAUGAGAAACUUAUACCAUUAGAUACACAACGCGUGGAAAUUGACGGAGCACAAUGCGGAUAUGACGUGACCAUGAAAGUAUGAAGAGCCUAGUGGGGAUCAUGUGGAUCGUCCUAGUGCUCAUAUCAGGAUCUUCGGGUAAUCCAGAUGCCAAACGUCUCUACGAUGACCUCUUAUCAAAUUAUAAUAAAUUAGUACGACCCGUUGUCAACGUUACCGACGCACUUACUGUUAAAAUUAAACUCAAGUUAUCACAACUCAUCGAUGUUAACCUUAAGAAUCAGAUCAUGACAACGAACCUCUGGGUCGAGCAGUCGUGGUUCGAUUAUAAGCUGAAAUGGGACCCAAAAGAGUACGGAGGAGUUGAAAUGUUACACGUUCCAUCUGAUCACAUAUGGAGACCCGAUAUAGUGCUUUAUAAUAAUGCCGAUGGCAAUUUCGAAGUGACAUUAGCAACGAAAGCAACUUUAAAUUUUACUGGUCGUGUCGAAUGGAAGCCUCCUGCCAUUUACAAGUCCUCUUGUGAAAUUGACGUAGAGUAUUUUCCAUUUGAUGAACAGACUUGUGUGAUGAAGUUUGGUUCGUGGACCUACGAUGGAUUUCAGGUAGAUUUACGACAUGUAGAUGAAGUCACAGGAUCAAACGUAGUGAAUUUGGGUGUGGAUCUAAGGGAUUUUUAUAAAUCAGUGGAGUGGGACAUUUUAGAGGUUCCAGCAGUCAGAAACGAAAAAUUCUACACGUGCUGUGAUGAACCAUAUUUGGAUAUUACGUUUAAUAUUACAAUGCGAAGAAAAACAUUAUUUUAUACUGUAAAUCUCAUCAUCCCUUGUAUGGGCAUCUCCUUCCUCACCGUACUUGUGUUCUACUUACCCUCCGACAGUGGAGAAAAGGUUAGCUUAUCAAUAUCCAUCCUGUUGUCGCUCACCGUGUUCUUCCUACUGCUAGCCGAAAUUAUUCCUCCCACCUCACUAGUGGUUCCACUUCUCGGAAAGUUUGUGUUAUUUACUAUGAUUUUAGACACAUUUAGUAUAUGUGUGACCGUUGUCGUGCUCAAUGUACACUUUCGCUCCCCUCAGACACACACAAUGGCGCCAUGGGUGCGUCGAGUUUUUAUACACAUUCUUCCUAGGCUUUUAGUAAUGCGUAGACCACACUAUCAAAUCGAGAGGAGAAAGUAUCAAUCUCAGAGGGUAAUGGUCAGAACUUGCAACGGUUUAGAAUUACGAGACGCCAGUUUUUACGGCGAGUCGAUAGAGUUUCUUGAAGAUCCCGGGAGUCUAUUUCCCAGUGCUAGCUCGAGAGAUGAACUGACACCGAGAGAACUAGAGGCAUCGACGUUGAGCGCUUGUCGUAUUCAUGGGACCACUCCACCUCCAUUCGGUGCAAAUUUAAUUGACGAUUUAGGCAGUAAAUUAGGACAAGAUCUUCUAGAGGAAGCUCUUUGUCGCGGUUCGCAUGUUUGGCAUCACUGUCCGGAGGUACAUAAGGCAAUAGAUGGUGUCAGAUUUAUUGCGGAUCACACGAAGAGGGAAGAGGAUUCUACUAGGGUAAAGGAAGAUUGGAAGUACGUAGCGAUGGUGUUAGACAGACUAUUUUUAUGGAUCUUCACACUUGCUGUACUCGUUGGGACAGCAGGAAUUAUUUUACAAGCACCAACACUUUACGAUGACCGCAUGCCCAUUGAUGUGCAGUUAUCCGAAAUUGAAUCGAAGACCAUUAAACCACACUUAACUCGAAUGCUCUAGAACCUAGUGUUGUUAUACCAAAAAUAUUAUAACGUUACCGAAUUUUUCGUUAAAAGUAAUGCGUAAGAUAAAUAAAUAAUGUAUACUUAUGUUAAUAUAAAAGUCGUCAACUUCGA